UAGAAAAGCAGUGAGGUCACUUUCCUGCCCCACCUUCUCCCCUUCCUGGUGCGAAGCUUCCCUUUUGCACCGCCAGCCCUCCCUCCCCCCUUCCCAUCAUUUCCUUCUGCUGGGGACGGCAGGAGCCCGGAACGUGGACGGUUUGCAAAGGCAGUGGAAGCAACAGGUGCCACGUGCCAGGAGUCAAAAUGGAGGAGCGGGCCUCGCCAGGACCCACGUCGGUAAAGGGCAUGCCAGGGAAAGAACUUUGCAUUGUCCAAAUUGGGACGAGCGCGGAAACGAUUCUGCCUCGGGUUAAGCAAGAACCAGAGGAUCGGGUGCAGGAGUUCUGGGAAGCCAGGAAGCAGGAAUUUCUGAAGACGGCGGCACCGUCCUCGUAUCCCGGGUGGGGAGACGCACUAUUGCCUCGGCCCCCGACGGAGGAGAGCUCUGCAGGGACGAAGGCCUCCUUCGAAGGGGCGUCGGACACUAAGCAGUGGUCCAGAGAAGAGGGUGCGGAUCUGGCCCUGCUAGGCCUGAGCGGCAAGGAGGUCCACGAGGCUCAGGAAAAUGCAGACGCCUCUGUGGGAGUGAAGGAGGAGAUCCCGGACGCAGACGCCCUAAACAUGGAGAUGCGCUGCCAGCGCUUCCGGCAUUUCGGUUACCGGGAGGCCGAGGGUCCCCGCAAGGUCUUCUGCCAGCUCUGGGAGCUCUGUCGCCAGUGGCUGAGGCCGGAGAGACACACCAAGGAGCAGAUCCUGGAGCUGGUGAUCCUGGAGCAGUUCCUGAUGAUUCUGCCCCUGGAGAUGCAGUGCUGGGUGCGGGAGAGGGGCCCAGAGACCGGCAACCAGGCCGUGGCCCUGGCGGAGGAUUUCCUGUGGAGGCCGCAAAGGACGGAGCAGAAGACAGUGGAGGAUUUGGACAGUUCUGCUGCCGGUUCCCCCAAGUCGGAGCUGGAUCCGCCGGACAUUGUGAAGAUUGAGCUGCCCAUGGAUGGUGAUGGAGUCAGUGACCAGCAGCAAUAUAUCCUUGGGGGAGCAGCCGGCUUGGAGGAGGGGAUGUACGGCCACGUGAGAAAGAAGGUGGUCUUGGGCCCCCGUCCGAAGACCCCGAAGGCACCGCCCAAGGAGAAGCCCCACAAGUGCCAGUACUGCGGGAAGAUCUCCGACUGCCGCGCCCACCUGAUCAUCCACGAGCGGACGCACACAGGCGAGAAGCCGCACAAGUGCUCAGCCUGCGGCAAGUGCUUCACGCGGAAGGAGUCCCUCAUCAUCCACGAGCGCUUCCACACGGGCGAGAAGCCGUACAAGUGCUCGGCCUGCGGCAAGACCUUCAGCGACAAGAUCGGGCGGCUGAUCCACGAGCGGACCCACACGGGCGAGCGGCCCUACAAGUGCCCCGAGUGCGGGAAGAGCUUCGGCACGCGCUGCAACCUCCUGCGCCACCGGAGGGUGCACACGGGGGAGAAGCCAUACCGGUGCGCCGAGUGCGGCCAGAGCUUCCGCUACCGGCCGCAGCUGGUGAUCCACGAGGGCAGCCACAAGGGGGAGAAGCCCUACAAGUGCCCCGAGUGCGGGGAGAGCUUCAGCCAGACGCGGCACCUGGUCAUCCACAAGUGGACCCACACGGGGGAGAGGCCCCACAAGUGCGGUGUCUGCGGCAAGAGCUUCAACCAGAAAUCGGACCUGGUCACGCACACCCGGACCCACACAGGCGAGAAGCCGUACGCCUGCUCUGAGUGCGGGAAGAGCUUCAUCUCCAGCUGCCAGCUGAGGAAGCACGAGCGGAUCCACACGGGCGAGAAGCCCUACCAGUGCGCCGAGUGCGGGAAGCGCUUCACCUACAGCUCGCACCUAACGACGCACAAGCGCACCCACACAGGGGAGAAGCCCUACCAGUGCGCCGACUGCGGCAAGUGCUUCAUCUCCAGCUCGCACUUCACCGCCCACAAGCGCACCCACACAGGGGAGAAGCCCUUCCGCUGCGCGCACUGCGGGAACGGCUACAUCCAGAGGUCGCAGCUGGCCAAGCACGAGAGGUCCCACACGGGCGAGAAGCCCUACGCCUGCUCUGAGUGCGGGCAGAACUUCCGCUGGAGCCAAGGCCUCAAGAAACACAUGCGGACGCACACAGGAGAGAAGCCCUACCAGUGCCCCAGGUGCGAGAAAACCUUCUCCAGCUCCUCCAACCUCUCCCGACAUCAACGAACUCACACAGGGGAGAAACCAUUUGAAUGUAUUGAAUGUGGAAAGAGCUUCAAUGAUAGUGGAAACCUUAGACAAUAUCAACGAACUCACACAGGGGAGAAACCAUUUGAAUGUAUUGAAUGUGGAAAGAGCUUCAAUAAUAGUGGAAACCUUAGACAACAUCAACAAACUCACACGGGGGAGAAACCAUUUAAAUGUAUUGAAUGUGGAAAGUGCUUCAGUCAAAAUGGAAAACUUAGAAGACAUCAACGAACUCACACGGGGGAGACACCAUUUAAAUGUAUUGAAUGUGGAAAGAGCUACAGUCAAUAUGGAACACUUAGAAUACACCAACGAACUCACAUAGGGGAGACACCAUUUGAAUGUAUUGAAUGUGGAAAGAGCUUCAGUCGAAAUGGAACACUUAGAAUACACCAACGAACUCACACAGGGGAGAAACCAUUUGAAUGUAUUGAAUGUGGAAAGCGCUUUAGUCAAUAUGUACACCUUAGAAAACAUCAACGAACUCACACGGGGGAGAAACCAUUUAAAUGUAUUGAAUGUGGAAAAAGCUUUAGUAGAAGUGACCACCUUAGAAGACACCAACGAACUCACAUGGGGGAGAAACCAUUUAAAUGUAUAGAAUGUGGAAAGAGCUUCAGUCGAUAUGGAACACUUAGAAUACACCAACAAACUCACACGGGGAGAAACCAUUUAAAUGUAUUGAAUGUGGAAUGUAUUGAAUGUGGAAAAAGCUUCAGUCAAAAUGGACACCUUAGGGAACAUCAACGAACUCACACAGGGGAUAAACCAUUUAAAUGUAUUGAAUGUGGAAAGAGCUUCAGUCAGAAUGGAACACUUAGAAGACAUCAACGAACUCACACAGGGGAGAAACCAUUUGAAUGUACUGAAUGUGGAAAGAGCUUCAAUGAUAGUGGAAACCUUAGACAACAUCAACAAACUCACACGGGGGAGAAACCAUUUAAAUGUAUUGAAUGUGGAAAGUGCUUCAGUCAAAAUAGAAAACUUAGAGGACAUCAACGAACUCACACGGGGGAGAAACCAUUUAAAUGUAUUGAAUGUGGAAAGAGCUUCAGUCAAAAUGGACACCUUAGAAUACACCAACGAACUCACACGGGGGAGAAACCAUUUAAAUGUAUUGAAUGUGGAAAAAGCUUCAGUCAAAAUGGAACACUUCGAAUACACCAACGAACUCACACAGGGGAGAAACCAUUUGAAUGUAUUGAAUGUGGAAAGAGCUUCAAUGAUAGUGGAAACCUUAGACAACAUCAACGAACUCACACGGGGGAGAAACCAUUUAAAUGUAUUGAAUGUGGAAAGAGCUUCAGUCAAAAUGGAACACUUAGAAUACACCAACGAACUCACAUAGGGGAGACACCAUUUGAAUGUAUUGAAUGUGGAAAGAGCUUCAGUCCAAAUGGAACACUUAGAAUAGACCAACGAACUCACACAGGGGAGAAACCAUUUAAAUGUAUUGAAUGUGGAAAGAGCUUCAGUCAAAAUGGAACACUUAGAAUACACCAACGAACUCACACGGGGGAGAAACCAUUUAAAUGUAUUAAAUGUGGAAAUAGCUUUAGUAGAAGUGAGCACCUUAGAAUACACGAAGGAACUCACACGGGGGAGAAACCAUUUAAAUGUAUUGAAUGUGGAAAGUGCUUCAGUCAAAAUGGAACACUUAGAUUACACCAACGAACUCACACGGGGUGGAAACCAUUUAAAUGUAUUGAAUGUGGAAAGAGCUUCAGUCGAUAUGGACACCUUAGAAGACACCAACGAACUCACAUGGGGGAGAAACCAUUUAAAUGUACUGAAUAUGGAAAGAGCUUCCAUCCAUAUAGACACCUUAUAGGACACCAACUAACACAUGGGGAAGAAACAAUUUUAAUGUAUGGCAUGUGGAAGGAGCUGCAGCAAAAGUAGAGCACUUAGAAUACACCAACUAACUCAUACAGGGGAGAAACCAUUGGAACAUAUUGAAUGUGGGAAGAGCUUUAACAGGAAGGAUAAACGUACAUUACAUUGGCGAACUCCCACAGGGGAGAAGCUUAAGUCAAUAUGGAAGCUUAGGAAACAUCCGCUGACUCACAUGGGGAAACCAGAUUUAUGCAACGUGGAAAGAGCUUCAGAGGGAGUGAAGACCUUACUAUCCAUAAGAAAAUUCACACAGGCAGAAAACCAUAUAAAUGUAUGGAGUUUUCCACUCAGGUUUUACCAGAUUUCCUGGGAAGUGAAGAUUACUGUCAAGUCUUUGGAUGUACAGAAAAGAAUUUGGCAGUGUUUGUUUUCAAUAAUAAUAAUAGCAACAGCAA
Podarcis muralis (Common wall lizard) is the source of this 4498-nucleotide messenger RNA. The record is from RefSeq and is a predicted model, not a curated record. Lineage: Eukaryota; Metazoa; Chordata; Lepidosauria; Squamata; Lacertidae.